Molecule: messenger RNA, 3261 nt
Organism: Dictyostelium discoideum AX4
Lineage: Eukaryota; Evosea; Eumycetozoa; Dictyosteliales; Dictyosteliaceae
Exons: 2
Coding region: 1-3261 (1086 amino acids)
Biological process (GO): regulation of transcription by RNA polymerase II
Cellular component (GO): nucleus; NuA4 histone acetyltransferase complex
Source: RefSeq, a predicted model, not a curated record
AUGUCAAGAAAUGGAGGUAAUAAUACAGAGAAUACUAUAACCACUAGAUCACAAAGAAUAUCAUUUAGACCAAGACCAAUUGAUAUAUCAAAACCAUUACCAAUUAUAAGGACGGCUAUUGAUGAUGAUGAAUCGACAGUAUCUAGACUAGUGCCAAUCAUACCAACAGGUAUGGAAGCAGCAGAAGAAGGUGAAACACAUUUACAAGACAUCAUUCAAGCAUCGGUUAAAAUGAGACAUGAUCAAUUACCCGAAAUCCCAAUUCCAGUGGUUAACGUAGUGGCAGGAUAUGACCAAUCGUCGAAUCCUCAACCUUUCUCAAUUGGUUCCACCUAUAUACUGUAUCAUGAAAAGACCGAAGAUGAGUGGGACCAAGUAUGCGAAUACGACGCAGAUGACGACGAUGAAGAGUUUGUCCAACAAUUAAACCAAACCGCAAUGAAUUCCACCAACUUUCCACCAACCAAGAAGCCCAUACUCUCUGUGGACAAAUUCGAGCAAAUUAUCGAUCGUUUCGAAAAGGAUUUCUACUACUACGGUCAAUGUGAUCAAUUAAAGUCUGAACAAAUCUGUAAAGGUCUAAGACCACAAUUUGCUCAUAUGAUUCAUCAACAUUGGUUAUCGAAAAGAAAGCAACUCACCAACAACACACUCAUUCGUCGUCUGUUGAAACCACCCGAUCGUGAAGAUCCUUCACCUUUCAAAGCGUUUAGAACUCGUGAAAUCGACAAUAAUAAAUUGAAAAAGGCGAGAAAGAAUGAUGCUGCCUCUCUCUUAAAGAUGACUCAAUUACGUGAAGAAAUUGAAAAAACUAGAAUAAUCUUGGAAAUGAUUAAAAAGAGAGAAAAAUUAAAAAAAGAUCAUUUAAAUCUAGUUUCACAAUUAUAUAAUAAAUUAAUUGAAUUGGCUCAAAUUAGACAAGAAGAAGAUGAUUUAAUACCCAAUUCAACUUCUUCAACUACUUCCACUAAUAUUAAUAAUAUUUCAUCAUUAUCAUCUUCUUCUUCAUCUUCAUCAUCUCAUAAAAAGAAACAUAAAGAUAAAUCAUCUUCAUCAUCUUCAUCUUCAUCAACUGUCUCAAUUAAUAAUAAUAAUAAUAAUAAUAGUAGUAGUAAUAGUAAUAACAAUAAUAAUAAUAAUAAUAAUAACAAUAAUAAUAAUAAUAAUAAUAACAAUAAUAAUAAUACAAUUAGUAAUAGUAAUAAUAGUAGUAGUUCAUCAUUAAUUUCAAGUAGUGGUCAUUCAAAUUUACAAUCAAUCUUAUUAAAUCAAAAGAACCCAACCGGUCCAGUAUUUACCGAAUCACAUGGUAUGCCAAUACCCAAUAGUAAAGCACGUCAAGAAGGUUAUCGUCACUUUGUUGUUAAACCUGGUGAAUUCCCAACACCAUCAUUAGAAAAACAAUAUGGAGAACAUUCAAGAUCUGAAAAAUCAAAACCACCUUCAAUUACAUCUGAUACAAAUACAACAUCAUCAUCAACAUCAUCAUCAUCAUCAAAUAAUAAUGAGAUUAUUAUGAUUGAUGGUGAUAAUACUAAUAUUUUAACAGAAAAAGAUAAACAAAUUAAUCAACAACAAAAACAAAAACAACAACAACAACAAUUACAACCACCACAACCAUUAACAAAAGAAGAAGAAAUUGAAAGAGAGAAAAGGAAAUUUCAAAUGGAUUAUUUCAAUUCAAUAUCAAUACCGACAUCAAAAGAUUAUUAUCAACGUUUAGGUGAUAAUUAUGAAGAUGAGAAACCUGCAUCACAAAUAACUGCAGGUAUAUCAGGUUCAUCAAUUUCCACUGAUAGUGAAAGUGAUGUUGAGAGUGAUUUCGAAUAUAAUCAAAGAAUCGCACCAAUACCACCAACUAGACCACCUACCAAUGGUAAAGGUGUACCAAUUUAUCCAUCACUAAGUCAAGGUUACAUCUUUGUUAAUCAUAAUUAUCCACCUGUAUUAGGUCGUGUUAGAUUAGGUCUCUAUGGUAGAACUUAUAUAGAUUAUAUACCUUAUAAUAACGAUAAUAGUAAUGACGAUGACGAUGAUGACGAUGUUGAUAACAAUAUUAAUAAUGAUAAUAAUAAUAAUAAUAAAAAUAGUAGUGGUAAUAAUAACAAUAAUAAUAGAUCAAGAGGUAAAGGUAAAAACAAUAGGAGUGGUGGUAAAUCAAAGCCAACUUCCAUAUCAAAUCCUUCUUUAGUUGCACCUCAAUCUUAUCAAUUCAUUGAUGUUCAACCUUUACAACGUUUAAAUCAUAAUCAACAACCAACUCAACCAAAUUCAUCACAAAUAAUAACUCAAAAUAUCGAAAACACAAAUAAUAAUAAUAAUAAUAAUAAUAAUAAAAAUAAUAAUAAUAAUGACAUUUUGUCUAACAUCCCUUUAUGUAGUAUUUCAUCAUCAAUAAUAACCACCGAUUCAAAUCACCUUUUAAAUAUUAAAGAUAAGGGUGACUCAAAUUUAUCCGAAAAUUUAAAUAAUAAUAAUAAUAAUAAUAAUGAUAAUAAUAAUGAUAAUGAUAAAAAUAAUAAUAAUAAUAAUAGCGACUCUUUUACCUUGGCUGAAAAUAAAAUUAACAAUACGAAUUUAGAUAAAAUCGACAGUGUUGCCAAUUCAACCGAAAUCAAUAAUACUAAUACUAAUACUAAUAAUAAUAAUAAUAGUAAUAGUAAUAAUAAAAAUGAUGAUAAUGAUAAUAAUAAUAACAUAAUAAAUAAUAAUACUAUUAAUAGCGAUAAUGAUACCAAUAGCGAAGAGGGUAAUAAUAAUAAUAAUAAUAAUAAUAAUAAUAAUAAUAAUAAUAAUAAUAAUAAUAAUAAUAAUAAUAAUAAUAAUAAUAAUAAUAAUAGUAAUAGUAAUUUAAAAAGAAAAUUUCAGGAAACUAUAAAUACUAAUGGCACAAAUGGAGUAACUAAUAAAAAUAUCAAUGUUGGUAAUAAUGGUCCAACUAAAACUGCCAAGAUUUUAGAUUUUGAAGGUUUUGAAGUUAUAAAAAAUGGAAAUGAGGAAAGUAAUAAUAAUAAUAAUAAUAAUAAUAAUAAUAAUAAUAAUAAUAAUAAUAAUAAUAAUAAUAAAAAUAAUAAUAAUAAUAAUAAUAAUAAUAAUAAUAAUAAUAAUAAUAAUAAAAAUAAUAAUAAUAAUAAUAAUAAUAAUAAUAAUAGUAAAAAAACACCAUCAAAAAAAAAUUCAACAACUCAAACACCACCCCCACUAAAUCCGAAUAGUUCUAUUGAAAAAUACUUUACAAAGAAGCAGGUACCGUCGUCGUAG